ACAGCAUUUACGUUGAAAUAGAACUAGCUUUAAGAUUUAGAUAUUUCAGGGUUUGUUUGACAUAUGCAUACGAACAAAUGCUUCCGAAUGAAACGCAGGUAUCUCCUCCAGUAAAGCUUUAUUUUUCUGUGUAAUUCUUAAAUCUAUGAAAUCACUGAAAUAAGACGUCUUCUGCUAACGUCAAAAUCAAGUUCUCAGGAUCGACAUAUAAAUAAUACGUAUGAAACUUACGUGCAACCAUCAACAAGAUUUUCGAAAAUGAAUAACUAUAUUACGUUCAAGUAAAUUACGCAUUUGGCCAUAACGUGCCCAAUGAGAACGAAUGAUUUUUCUUCUCCUUUGAAGACUCGAGUGAAGAUACGCGCGUCAUUUUACUGAGAGUAAAUCCCAUGAGGGCACAUUUCGAGUUGACAACUUUUCAAUGAUAAUUUUGCUGCAAACGGUGUCACAGUCUUGAAUGCCGUGGGCCUGCGUGACUUCCUCAGUACUUCGUGGCACAGAAGGCUAAAGAAUAUAGAACAAGCCAAUUCCAUCGAAGCCUACGUGCAUUCAUGUCAUGCGAUCAACUAAUAAUAAUACAGUACGCAAAAGCGAACUAGAUCCUCCAUAGAAUUUCAUGGGACAGAAAGACAAAAAUUUUCUGUUUCAAUACCACCGACAACGGCGCGAUGGAUUGAAAGAUUUUCUUAAUUCUAACAUAAACAAAGGCAAGCUAAUGUGACGAGUACUCGGAACAGCUACUUGUACUUCACAUUCCCGUAACCGGGGCUAUUGUAAGUAAACGACUAUGGGUUAACUUAGGGUGGCAAGUUUUUGCCAAGGUAUGAAGAACAUUCCAGUUUUCUUGCUGUAAACUCAGCGUCGGACCACUACCUGGAGCGAAGCGAAAGGUUAGAUUUUUUUUGCAAUUAUUUUUUUUUAAUUUAAACUUAAAUUAUAGCUGGUUUAACUAGAUUGAAUGUCUACAGGGCAAAGCUACCGCUUCGAGCUACGAAGGGAGUGGCUUUAUGAAUAUGGAUCUACAGAAAAUUUUCUGGUGCUCAGCUAUACCUCAUUAAGCGUCUUAUUAUUCGCCAUCGUUAGUAAAGUUUCUGCUUUUUUCUGUAUACGAACAAAUAUCAUUUGGCGAAAUGGUCAAAUUUAGUCUGGCUGAAUAAACUUAAUCACUCGUAAGCGUGUUUUGUUAAUUCUUGCAAACGAUGGGGGUUGCUUUUUUUGUGAAGUCGAUGCCAAGCGAACUACCAAUAGACUUCGACUCAGAUUCCAAUAUAUCGUCACAUGAUCCUGCAAUUCCGUCAGCGCACAAUGACCUUAGUGAUAAUUAAUAGGCGUUCUAUAUUAAACGUUAUUGUCGAUAUCUCUUUUGCUCAAAGUAAGAGAAAAAAGAAAACAUAAUUAGUCCAACAUGUUAACUGUACUACUUUUUCCCUUCUGUUACCUGUUGUCCUAAAGUUGGCUUGUCUAUCGCCGUACAAAUGGGCAUGUAGAGAUUAUGCUAACUAUUGCAUUGAAUGACAACUCAAAUAGACAUCAUCCCAGCUCACACGGAACAAAAGUCGUACGAAUGAUAAACAACGUAUCUGUCGGUUGGCUGUAUCGGAGCAGCCAACUACCGGUUUGCACAGUUAUUCAUUGUCAGGAGCAGUGUUUCCACCGACAGGGAGCGUGCGGAAACUGUUUGUCCAGUAUAGCAAUAGCAAAUCACAGAAGGCGGGCUUAUCUUUUGUCAUCCGCCUGUUUUGCCCAGCCACUUCUCCAGGGUGGGAUACGUCAUCUGUUCCGGUCUUCUUUUGAUCCAGUUGUAAACAGAAAAAGGCCGAAAACAAUCGUCGGUGCAGUUGGCGCCAUCACUUACCGCCUCAACCGACAGAAAUACGCGAAAUCAAAAGGCAGACUUCAGCUUCACACACAUGCCAAGUAACCGAGAUGCAAACAUUAUAUACAUACGAAAAAAAAAAAAAAAAACAACUUCGUGGUAACAGCAGUCGCAUGACGGCGGUCACAUCGCUUGUGAUUAUGGCUACUUUGCAACGUUGCAAGUUGAAGUUACUGUUUCUGACGAAUUAGUUGAGUCGGCGACAGGACGCGCUUUGUCCGCAAGGAAGAAUGUAUUAUGUGUAUUUAAGUAAAGAGAGGUAGUUUCGCCGCUUACGAAGGGGUGCAGCGAUGUCCCACGACGUAAUACUGACAGGAGCUGUGAUGUUCCUAGCACCUGCGAUAACAGGUUGGAGUACCUAGUAGUCGCGAAUACUUAUGAUUUUUUAGGGUUAUCCUAACUAUGUUCACCAGUUGGUGGUACGGCUAUUAUCUCAUUGGCGUACUCCAAAACGUUAUUUUUUCAUAAUAUUUCGCUAUAGAGGGCGCGGUGGCGGUUGUAGUAGUAAUCUACGGCUGAAAAGUUGGCAUUCAGUUAUACAAAAACCUGAUGGCCAGAUUGCAUAUGAUGCUGCGAACACAACUGGCUAGCUGCGCGGUAUUGAAUUAACACACUUCACACCGCUAUGGAGAUGUCAACGUCCACCCUUCGUAACAGGAGAGAGGAAUCAGCCUUUUCAUAAGAUACAUACCUCAUUAAGCGUCGUCUUGUCACUACGAAGUUCAUCCCCACUGGCGUCAUCGCAACCAUCUUUACGUCGGCAUAUUUUCUUCGUAAUACAUCGACGACGUUAAACCACGGUAUACGAAGACGUGCCAUUAUGCAAUAUCGCAUGUAACCUUACCAAAAUAUUCAAUGCAAUCUAUAUAAAUAUUGUUGGGAAGAUUCGUCAUUCUAGAUACUUUUUUCCCAGCUUUCCUGCUAUCGUCUCUUCCAUUCAUCGAUAGGGGAAGUGGCACAACCGCUAUGUUCAUAUAUUUGCUGUGUCUUGUAUGUCUGGCCUCAGGCCAGGUAAGAGCACGCUACGAUUGGCGUCUGAGUAAACAGUGCAUCCCGACCAAUGGCGCUCUACAGGACUUCAAGAUUCGCAACGUGACGGAGGAAAGCGACCUCGACCUCCAUGUAUUAACUGCUGGUAAACUCACGCUUGUGGUGAACGUGGCCACGUACUGCGAGUAUACAACGCAGUACCUCGAACUCAACGAGCUACAAAGCAAAUACGGUCCCAGUGGAUUUCAAAUCAUAGGAUUUCCGUGUAAUCAGUUCAACAAAGAGGAGCCAGGCUAUAAAGGCGAGAUUCUCAAUGGCGUUAUGCACGUCCGCCCAGGUAGAGGCUAUGUACCGAACUUUCCGAUUGCGCGGAAAAUCGACGUAAACGGCAAGGAUCAGCACGCUAUAUAUACCUUUCUCAAGGCCGCAUGUCCUGUAUCACCGCAAUCUUUGUUUGCUAAACGGGAGCAGCUAAACUAUGAUCACGUUCAUGUGAAUGAUAUUCGGUGGAACUUUGAGAAAUUUCUCGUUUCGCCAUCAGGGGCGCCCCUGCGACGUUAUCACUCGUCCAUUAAACCGAGCCAGCUCGAGGGUGAUAUUGAACAGUUCCUUUUAUUCAGCAACUUCAAGUAAGUUUUCUUUCCUGGACGAAACCUCUCGCGUCAAGGAAUGCUCUGCCUCUUGUGAACGAUUGGUGCCGUGGGGUCUGGAAGAGCGAAGAUAACUCGGAAUGACAGGCGGUGUUGCGACUGGCCUUGGGAUUCUCUCUACAGACCGACACACAGCCGAUCUUAUAUCAUUAUUUCUAUAAUAUAGUAUAGCCUAGUAAAAAAAUAACAUGAAUGUUACGACUAUAUUUAUAGUGGAUAUUGAUGAAUCGUAAGUAAUUUACAUGUAUGUCACGCUAUACGCCAUUACAAGGUACAACGAGAGAAUAAUAUGGUUUAUCGCUUGUCAAAAAGUGUUUGAGUCAUUUUCCUGUAUGUAAAAAUCGUAGGUAAAUUUAAAAAAAAAAUACGAACGCGGCAAUCCAAAUAGGAUGGACAGAAAUACAGUAGAGAAUGAAAUCUCUUAUCUGCGGCAAUCGGUUUUGGCAUUUUGUUCCCAUCAUCCUUCUUAGAGCAAUAGU
This is a messenger RNA of Varroa destructor (honeybee mite), 3995 nucleotides long. RefSeq names its product epididymal secretory glutathione peroxidase-like. NCBI's taxonomy places the organism in Eukaryota, Metazoa, Arthropoda, Arachnida, Mesostigmata, Varroidae. Gene Ontology annotation, molecular function: glutathione peroxidase activity. The record is from RefSeq and is a predicted model, not a curated record. Gene Ontology annotation, biological process: response to oxidative stress.